This is a messenger RNA of Papilio polytes (common Mormon), 3621 nucleotides long. RefSeq names its product KAT8 regulatory NSL complex subunit 1 (gene nsl1). The record is from RefSeq and is a predicted model, not a curated record. The coding region runs from base 500 to 2884 and encodes 794 amino acids. NCBI's taxonomy places the organism in Eukaryota, Metazoa, Arthropoda, Insecta, Lepidoptera, Papilionidae. Gene Ontology annotation, cellular component: NSL complex. Gene Ontology annotation, molecular function: histone acetyltransferase binding. The transcript has 11 exons.
CAUCUCUUUUGCACAACUUUUCUCAGCAUCUAGUGUUUGGUGCAGAAUACGUUUGUUCGCUAGUAUAAAUUGGUUAUUUAAAUAGAAUUUUUUGUCUAUAAUACGCCCUAUAUAACCAAAAAAUUGUUUUCUUUUAGUAGUCAAGUGAAUAUUAAUUUAUACAUGUCCAUACAGUUCAAUUUAUUUAACGCGACGCAUCAUUGGCUUCCCGUAAAAGUGUUUUAGAAGUGUAUCAUUUCCUGUUUCAUAUCAUACAGAAACAAGCAACUGCGAUCGCUAGCGUAUUCUUUUCGUUAUCACGUGUGCGGCGAGCGGCUCCCCGCCGUAUAUUUGGUACAUGGAACCGGCGGGAGACUGAUAAUGGUUGCCACGAAUUGUGUUGCAGUGGUUACAGUGUUGUGAAGUAGUGUUGAGUGUUGUUACAUAAGGGGAAGAUGGUUAAUUUAGAGAGCCCGCCCUGACGCGCCUAGCGGCGUCAGCGACGGGCGGCGCCCGGGUCAUGGCCCCGGCGCUCUCCGUCGCUUCCCAAGAUCCUUUCGACGCGAUCGAAACCUUCGAGAAACCUCCUAGACGGGCGCUAGCGUCCGUCAACAACCUCGCAACACACAUGGAGGAAGAAAUGGGCCUCCAAAACCAGCCUAGCCUCGCUAAGGACUCACAAGAGAUGGAACAAAUUCUGGUCGACUUGGGCAGUAGUGAUAUCGCUCAGGCAGACCUUCUUCAAGCUAUCAAGACCUUAGAAUCCGGCGGCGAUGCAUUAUCCACGGGUGAAACUGAUGCCAUUUUUCCGUUAUCUGGCUUUGAUUUGACUGAAAAUGCUGAUUCGGAAGGAGACGCUGCCGAGGAUAAAAUUAAACUGCUUCAAGUGAGGUUAGAAAGACGUUGCGCGUUUUUACAGCGGCGAUUACGAAUACUCCAGGCUAGAGCUAUAGGCAAAAGAGUAUCUGAGGAAGUGGCUCAGACAUUUGAAAAGUCCACUCGAGGAGCCAGGAAAGAUGGUGGAGGAAGACCAAUGGGCUUAAAAGCUUUCUUGAAGAAGAUUGAGACCAGUGCUACAUUACAAGCUAGUGCUGCAUCUAGGACGCUUGUUGGGCCUAAAUAUUACCGUGCUAGUACAUCUAAAGGGGAUGCAUCCAGGUCUGCAUCAAUUGGUAUAUCAUCAGGGACAUUGGCUGGCUUGGAAGAUACAGCAGGGGCAUUGCGGUCCAACUUGUCAAUGGUCAAAGUUCAACUGGACUCGGAUGCCACAGCAUCAUCCUCUGGAGCAGAAAGCAAUGAUGAGGCUGUCAAUUAUAAUAAUCCACAUCAGGAGAAAAUGCCAAUUGAGAAGCGAGCUCUGUGGUCAUGGCAGAAGACAAGAGCAUCGAUAGCGGCGCGCUGGUGCUGGCUGCAGGCGCAGGUCCAGGAGUUGGAAUACAAGAUACGGCAGCACAAUGAAUUACACAAGCAGGUUCGAGAAGCAAAAGGCGCCGUGCAGUUAGAAGGUGAGCCUGUGGGAUACGAGGGGUCUUUACCCGGAGAUGACGGGGUAGCGACGUGCGCCAGGGUACGGCCCCUGAGGAGGGACACGUUCAAGAAGAGAAAGUUGCUGCAAAUGCACAACUUGCAUAUCGCCACCCCUAAGGCUGCUAAACCUUCGGAUGUAAAAUGCAGCUGCCGCUACCCUGCGGAGAGCUGCGCGGUGUGCACCGGCCGCGCGGAGCCCACGCAGCCGCGCUGCUGGGCCGCGCUCUCCGCGCAGCAGCGGGUCGCCUUGCUGGACCCCGGGUACCAUCCCGUGCUCAGCGACGUCAGAGAUAUAUCUCCUGCGAUCCACAUGAGCGCUUUGACAUCGCGCGCGUGGUUCCGGUCGCGGUGCAGCAAGGCGUACCGCGGCGCGCACCACGCCGGCACGCCGCGCCCGCAACAUCCGCAACAUCCGCAACAUCCGCAACACGUGCAACAUAUGCAACACUACACCACAACUACCACCAGCCCGCACAACAACACCGUCAAGAAACAUCCCACAAGAUUGAAGCGAGGCAGACCUCCAUUGUCGAGAAAAAUUAAAGAGAGGGAAAGAGAGGAAGAGAAUUCCACUUCUGGGAAAGAGAGAAGUCGCGGGCGCUGCAGCACGGAGUCGCGCGCGCGCCGCCCCUCCUACGACAUCGACAACAUCGUCAUACCGCAGAGUGUGGCCGCCGCCACGCGCCCGCAGAUACUCACCUACAAGGAGAUCAUCACGCCCAAAUGGAGAGUUCUCGAACUGCCGGAAGUGCCGCUAAAUAAUGGCAUUAACAAGUCGAGUCGAAAGUCUGUUGAUAGUGAGGAGGAAGAUAUAUCCGAGGCGGCGAUGGUAGCGCGCCACUCGCGAGCAGAGGUCAGCGAGCGUAGCCGUUAUAUGCGGAAACAGCGCUCGCGGCGAUCCUGUCAUGAGGACACCCAAGCACAUCUACUGCCGCAGUCGCAGGCGAUGUCCCAGACAAUGCCCCAGACGGUGCCCCAGUCAAUGCCCCAAACGCUGCCUCAGACAACGCCCCAGACGAUGACCCACGCGCAGCCCCAGCAGCUCGAGCCAGCGCCGUCGCCGCAAAUGCAUGAGACAGUGAGACCAUACUCGCCGCGUCGGUUCCCACUGUCCGAAGACACUUACCAGGCGAUGGUAUCCAGCAUGCCGCGCGCGCGCACCCCGCACACGCCGCACACCCCACACACCCCGCACAACCCCCACACCCCACACACUCCGCACACACCCCACACCCCGCACACCUCCUCCGAGGACAUGGACGUCGAGAGCAGCCUCUCCCCCAUGUCUCCUCUCAUCUUUGACGGUGACGACCCUGAUGAUGCGGAGUGGAACCCCACCUCCGAGCGAGGGGAACGACGGAAAAGUGGCUUCAGAUGAAGAUAGUGUUUAAAUUCAGUGUUUAGUGAAUGUGAUGGUUAAAUUUAAAUAGUGUUUAUUGUUGAUGUUCCCGCUCUGAAAGUUAUCGCAGUUUGUUUUACAUGGAAUCUAUAAGUCCUCGGUAAGUCCAAGAUCCAAUAUUUAAUGUCUUGCUUCUUGAUUUGGACUCAAUAUAAAGGAAUAUAAUGAUAUUCCUUUGAGAUUUGUGAUAUAGAGUUUCUACUGUAUUUGCCUGUGAUCUCUAUCCCUUCAGUUUUAAUUGAAAUGUAAGGUUAGUAGAUUUAAAUGUAUAGAUUGGUUCUGAUAAAAUGUUUUGCCAUCAGAAUGCAAGUUUAGUUAAAGAUAAUUUCAAAACUGCGUGAUUUAAAAUCAUCAAAACGUCAUUUCUUUGUAGCAGCUAUACUUCUCUUUUAUAUAUAACUUUCAUAUAUUAAUUUAUAUGAUAAAUGUAUUAAAAAGUAUGGAAAUAAUUUACUAUACAAAUUAUAAAGAAACAAUUGUGAAAACUAUAUGAAUUUUCGACAAUUUCUGUGUAAUAUGUAAGAAAUGAAUGUUUGCAUUGUUAUUUUUUUCUAUUUGAGACAAUUUUUCUCGAAUAUACCAGUGAUAAAGUAAAUAUUAUAAUAUAAAAAAUAUAUAAAAAAACGAAGUUAAGAAUUUGAUGUCUAAUUCCAGUUGCUUUAGAUAUAAAUCUAUGACAAAAGUUUCAACAUAAAAAUGUCUUGUCACAGCUAAAA